CGGCCUCGCAGUCGCCUCCGGUCUCCCGCAGGGUCCCAACGCUCUGCUCCGAAGAAAGCCGGCGACCGCGGGCGCCCAGCCGCGCGGGCAGCCUCGGGACAAUGGGGCCGCGGCGCUUGCUGCUCGUCGCGGUUGGCCUCAGCCUGUGCGGUCCCUUGCUGUCUUCCCGCGUCCCCGUGCGCCAGCCAGAAUCCGAGAUGACAGAUGCCACUGUGAACCCCCGCUCAUUUUUUCUCAGGAAUCCCAGUGAAAACACAUUUGAACUGGUCCCCCUGUGGGAUGAAGAGGAGAAAAAUGAAAGCGCCUUGCCUGAGGGCAGGGCAAUCUACUUAAACAAAAGCCACUCUGCUCCCGCCCCCUCUGCCCCCUUCAUCUCUGAAGACGCCUCAGGGUAUCUGACCAGCUCCUGGAUGAGGCUCUUCAUCCCGUCAGUUUACACCUUUGUGUUUGUAGUCAGCCUGCCUCUGAACAUCCUGGCCAUCGCGGUGUUUGUCUGGAAGAUGAAGGUCAAGAAGCCGGCUGUGGUGUACAUGCUGCACCUGGCCAUGGCUGACGUGCUGUUCGUGUCCGUGCUCCCCUUGAAAAUCAGCUACUACUUUUCCGGCAGUGACUGGCAGUUUGGGUCUGGGAUGUGUCGCUUCGCAACUGCAGCCUUUUAUUGUAACAUGUAUGCCUCCAUCAUGCUCAUGACGGUCAUAAGCGUUGACCGGUUCCUGGCCGUCGUCUACCCCAUCCAGUCCCUGUCCUGGCGCACUCUGGGCAGAGCUAACAUCACUUGCCUGGUCAUUUGGGUGAUGGCCAUCAUGGGGGUGGUGCCUCUUCUCCUCAAGGAACAGACCACGCAGGUUCCGGGGCUCAACAUCACCACCUGCCACGACGUCCUCAAUGAGACCCUGCUGCAGGGCUUUUACUCCUACUACUUCUCGGCCUUCUCGGCCGUCUUCUUUCUUGUGCCGCUGGUCAUUUCCACCGUCUGCUACAUGUCCAUCAUCCGGUGUCUCAGCUCCUCCUCGGUUGCCAACCGGAGCAAGAAGUCCAGGGCUUUGUUCCUGUCGGCCGCUGUGUUCUGCGUCUUCAUCGUCUGUUUCGGACCCACCAACGUCCUCCUGAUCACGCACUACCUGCUCCUCUCUGACAGCCCUGCCACGGAGACGGCCUACUUCGCCUACCUCCUCUGCGUCUGUGUGAGCAGCGUGAGCUGCUGCAUCGAUCCCUUGAUUUACUACUACGCCUCCUCUGAGUGCCAGAGGCACCUCUACGGCAUCUUGUGCUGCAAAGAAAGCUCCGACCCCAACAGUUACAACAGCACCGGCCAGCUGAUGCCGAGUAAGAUGGACACCUGCUCUAGUCACCUGAAUAACAGCAUAUACAAAAAGCUAUUAGCUUAGGGGAGAAGGAUUGCUGGAAGGUCACACAGAAAAGGUUGGAAUGGACAGCCCGGGAGCCUGUUAGUCUCUGGCAAGAACUAGAUUUACUUCACAAACCACGACUGAUUUGCAUGCCUACUUCUUACAAGUGCUGUCAAGCAUAAUUACCAGAAAAGUAAUGGGAACCAGAGAGAGAUUUCCAAUGUUGCCAGUGCUGCGAUGGCAACCGUCACUUCUUGUAUAUCUAGGUGACUUAAAUAUACAGAUGGUAUGCACACACAUAUUUGCAAUGCAGUAUGGAAUCAGUGCUUUGAUACUUUCUUGUUUAUUCCCUACCAAUUACUAUGGAAAUAAUUGGAUUCUCUGAGUUAAUAAACAAAGUCUGUUUUGGUGGAUGUUAACACUGAACAGCUGAAGGUAUCUAAUGAUAGGGAAGGAGUUCAUAGUUUAGACCUAACACAGCUUUUGCCCAUAUAUAUAUAUGUAUAUAUAUUUCAACUAUUUGAUGGUAACGUUUAAACAAUAGAAGGGUGAAACAGUAUUAUCUGUGUAGGAGAAGAUCUCGUUCUUUUCAUCUUGAAUUACCAAAGCAGUUGGAAAGCCCAUUUUGAUAUGGGGUAUCAUUUUUUCAGUUUACAUGCUAAAUAUAUGGACCAAGACUAAGCAUAAAACUCACCAGGAUCAUAAGAAACCUUACAAAGCAGCCAAAGUCUGAGGAGAUAACUUGGCACAGCCAUCUCCAUGGGGGCCUCUGAACAGCAGAUGCAUAUUUAUCCAGCUGUGCCUCCCAGAGAGCAGUGAUGGGGACCACCAGGCCCACUCCUUCCUCCUAGGCAUCCCAUUAGCUAUGAGUUGACUAUAUCUGCUUGAAGCUGGCAAGAUAGGAUAUGACAUCCUGGGGGGGAAUAACUACAAAAGUCGCCCGCACAUCUGAGGAGCAGAGAAAGGUGUGUUUAUAUCCAGUAGCUGCCCUGAAAGGCUGCCUCUUGCACAGACACACACACCCAUGUGGCCUGGGCACUCUGGUAGAUACUGGGCCUACAAACUCACCGACUGCGGAAGAUUAACUGAGUCUUGCCUUUACUCAAGCAACUCAGAAAGCUGACAUGGCCAACUCGAUGUAUGCACUGCAAAUACACCAUUGUACAUAGAAGUGUCUUCAGCCACACAUCACCAAGCGUAUUUCACAUAAGUAAGGCCUAACAGCUAAACAGCUUUGGAUAUCUGAGUUUCUGCUUCAGUAGCUGUAGGUUAGGAUAAAAACACAGUUUAAGAUGUAUAUUUUUAAGAAAUAAACCCUUAAGUCUACAAUAAUUAGACACUAUUUAUUUACAGAUAUUUUAUUAAAAAUUAUCCAAAUCAGCCAGGCAUUGUGGUGCAUGCCUUUAAGCCCAGCACUUGGGAGGCAGAAGUAGGCAGAUCUCUGUGAGUUCAGGUCAUUCUGGUCUACAUAAUGGCUUCUAGGCCAUCUAGGGCUACAUAGUAAGACCUCCGCUCAAAACAAUUAUGACAUCAGAACAAAACAAAAACACCUUUUUAGAAAGCAAGAAAACACAAAAAGUUUUACCUGAACCCAGUUUUAAGAAAUAUAUAGGCAUUUUCCCUAACAGUUAAUUAAAUUAUUUUAAAAGCAUUUUCAAUGCCACUGUGACUAAUAAGCAUAUGAAAAUCUUCAUGGCUUUGACAAAGUAAUUUGAAAAUUAAUUUGAAACAUAUACUUUUCCUGAUUUAAGAACUAUGUUGGCAUUUUAAGCAAAUAAAGGAGAGUAGAAAGGGUACAUGUUUAUUUAAGAGAACAAAGUAUUUUCAAAUAUUGUAGAAUAGCUUCCAUGAAGGUCCUGUAAUUAUACUGUUAACUCAGUUACUGUAUUGAUUUAUAGAAAUCAUCCGCUCACUGUUAUAUGUUCUGUCUGUGACGUAAUAUAACUAUCAUUGUACUUGCGAACUUUGGUGUCACUGUUUCGUGUUCACUCUUUUUUAAAAAUAUUAUAUAACAUAUUAAUAAACAUGAAAAUGUG
This is a messenger RNA of Mesocricetus auratus (golden hamster), 3385 nucleotides long. RefSeq names its product coagulation factor II thrombin receptor (gene F2r). The record is from RefSeq and is a predicted model, not a curated record. Gene Ontology annotation, cellular component: membrane. Gene Ontology annotation, biological process: positive regulation of Rho protein signal transduction; phospholipase C-activating G protein-coupled receptor signaling pathway; thrombin-activated receptor signaling pathway. Lineage: Eukaryota; Metazoa; Chordata; Mammalia; Rodentia; Cricetidae. Gene Ontology annotation, molecular function: thrombin-activated receptor activity. The coding region runs from base 102 to 1388 and encodes 428 amino acids. The transcript has 2 exons.